This is a messenger RNA of Fusarium sp. VM40, 1674 nucleotides long. The record is from the annotation of a GenBank genome assembly. NCBI's taxonomy places the organism in Eukaryota, Fungi, Ascomycota, Sordariomycetes, Hypocreales, Nectriaceae.
AUGGGUUCUCAUAUUGGAUUCUUCGAAUUAAUAAAGAAGCAAUUUACGCCCAGUAAAUUGCUCUUCCAUUUUCUGUUCUGGACAUUUCAUUGGGGUAUCUUUGCUUAUGGAUGGUGGAAGCAAUUCGCCGAUGCUCGACUUGCAGGUCUGAACACACUCAAAUUCUCAGUAUGGAUCUCACGAGGUGCCGGUCUAGUCCUCAGCGUCGACUGCAUGCUUAUUCUCCUCCCCGUAUGCCGAACCAUUAUGCGCUGGGUCCGGCCCAAGAUUCGCUUCAUUCCUCUCGACGAGAAUCUCUGGAUGCAUCGACAACUCGCCUACUCCAUCCUGCUUUUUACCUGUCUUCACACGGGUGCUCACUACGUCAACUUUUAUAACGUUGAGAUAACACAGAUUCGACCUGUCACGGCACUCCAGAUUCACUAUGCUCAGCCUGGUGGCAUCACCGGCCAUGUCAUGCUGCUAUGCAUGCUUCUCAUGUACACGACCGCCCAUGCUCGCAUCCGCCAACAGUCCUUUGAGACCUUCUGGUACACUCACCAUCUCUUUAUUCCUUUCUUCCUCGCUCUUUACACCCACACCGUUGGAUGUUUCGUGCGUGACACUCCUGAGGGAUUCUCGCCAUUUGCAGGCGAUCAAUUCUGGGAGCACUGCAUUGGUUACCUGGGAUGGCGAUGGGAACUCUGGACUGGUGGUUUCUACCUUAUCGAGCGUCUCUGGCGAGAGGUUCGUGCCAGACGAUCAACAAAGAUCACUCGGGUCGUUCGUCACCCGUACGAUGUGGUAGAGAUUCAGUUCGCCAAGCCAUCCUUCAAGUACAAGGCCGGACAGUGGCUCUUCCUCCAGGUGCCUUCGCUCUCCAAGUACCAGUGGCAUCCCUUUACCAUCACCUCGUGCCCCUUCGAUCCUUAUGUGUCGGUUCACGUUCGUCAAGUCGGUGAUUUCACCCGAGAGUUGGGUGAUGCUCUUGGUGCCGGUGCUGCUCAGGCUAAGCUCUACGACGAUGUUGACCCCAUGGGUAUGUACGAAGUUGCUCUCCAGAACGGUGACCAGAUGCCCGCCCUACGAAUCGAUGGCCCUUACGGUGCUCCCGCUGAAGACGUGUUUGAGAAUGAGAUUGCUGUGCUUAUCGGUACCGGUAUUGGUGUAACCCCCUGGGCCGCCAUUCUCAAGAACAUCUGGCAUCUCCGCAACUCACCUAACCCUCCCCGCCGUCUUCGUCGUGUCGAGUUCAUCUGGGUGUGCAAGGACACUGGUUCGUUCGAGUGGUUCCAGACUCUAUUAUCUUCUCUGGAGGAACAGUCCAAUGAAGCAGCUCGCAUGCCUGGCAGCACAGGCGUCGAGUUUCUCAAGAUUCACACCUACCUUACACAAAAGUUGGAUAUCGACACUGCUCAGAAUAUUGUCCUCAACAGUGUCGGUGCUCAGAUGGAUCCCUUGACAGAACUACAAUCACGUACCAACUUUGGCCGUCCCGACUUCCCUCGUCUGUUCACCACGAUGCGAAAUGGUAUCUUGGAUCGAACAUAUCUCAACGGCCUGGAGUCCCACAUCCGAACAACAGUCGGUGUCUACUUCUGUGGUCCUUCAGCAGCCGCUCGUGAUAUCAAGACUGCGUGUAAAGAAGCGACAGUCCCCGAUGUUGAUUUCCGUUUCUGGAAGGAACACUUCUAA